ACUCUCAUCAGGUCUAAAAGGACAGUGAGUGAGGGACUCAGUGUGUAAUUGGACUAACACAUUAAAGACCCUGAUACACUUGCUGUAUUUGAACAGUGUAACGGAAUGGACCUAGACCAAACAGAGCCUGUGGACCACCUAGGCCAGCACCUAUCAUCGGCACCUCCAAACAAACCAAUCACAAACUCACAAUGUGUCCACCGGGGGCGGGACAUUCCAAUAAACAGGAAUCAUGCUGUUACUGCUCAAACACAACCCGAGAUGGCUUCAUCCUCACCAACGCAGACAACUGUGACAGACUUGGUUUGCCAUGCCCCUGUCCCUGGCGAUGACCAAUCCAAACACAGCGUGCAGCAUGUCCUGUUGCGUGAGCUUCUGUACAUGUCAGACGAAAUCGCCCACCUGCGCCAGGUGAGCCACUGCCUGGCCGAGUACGAACGGACGCUGAGUCGGCUGGAGUUGGAGAACGCCCAGCUGAGGAACAUGGAGUCUGACCUGCUAGAGAGCGCCGAGGUCAGCGAGAGAGGCCUCAGGCUGGCCAGGGAGAGUCGCCGCCACAAGGACCAGGAGAUCCACGACCUGAGAGAGGCCAACUGGGUCCUGGCUCUCACCAACGACAGGCUGAAAGAGGCCUGCCGGGAGAAGGAUAGGUGUCUGGUGGAUUGCCAGACCAAGUGGAGUAGGAAGCCUGGGGGGAUGCUACCGUUUGCGGAGGAAGGGGAAAGGAGGACAUUGCUGGGCCAUGGAAAUAAGGGAGGUGAGGGAAGUGAGGAAUCGGUGGAGGAGAAAGGCUCUCUGCAUGAGAAGAAGGAGCUCUACAGCAACUCUAUAGCAGACUACAGUCUUCACCUACAUCUCAAAGGGAGCGGAGGGGAUCCGUGCUUUGAGAUGCAGCUUCCCUUGAGUUCAGAGGGGCCAGGUGUGGCUCAAGUAUGCCUUCUUCUAAGACAACUGGAGACCGAAGUCCACAGUCCGGGUAAGACGGAUGCAGGCAGGAACCAAGCCAUCUGGAACUUUGGUGCCAGCCUUGGGAAAUUGCAUAAAACAUUGAAAGGAGGAGAGAUAGAUGAUGAAGUGGAAUAUGGGAUUGAUGAUGAUCAGAAAGGGGCUCCAUGCACUAAAGACAGUAUGGAGGAAGAAGCAGAAGCACUUGAGGAGGCUGAAUUCAUUGAAGAGGACUUUGUUGAGGUCUGUAGGCCUAUUCAUUCAUCCAUUAUCCCUCCCAUCAUACAUUUUAGCAAAUGAUCAAUCUCUUACUACAUCCUUUUUCUC
Molecule: messenger RNA, 1272 nt
Organism: Coregonus clupeaformis (lake whitefish)
Lineage: Eukaryota; Metazoa; Chordata; Actinopteri; Salmoniformes; Salmonidae
Exons: 2
Coding region: 106-1245 (379 amino acids)
Source: RefSeq, a predicted model, not a curated record